AUGAGUGGUCCAGGUGUCGGAUUCGAGUAUCCAUCAGUGCCAGUAUCAUGGUACAAGCGAGAUGUCUUGCUUUUCGCAAAUGCCAUUGGAUGUGACGCUAAAGAUGAGCUUCACUUCUUAUAUGAAUUCCACCCAAAGUUUAGCACCUUUCCCACUUACUCGAUCAUCUUGCCAUUCAAAGGCACAUCGGCGGAGAUCAUCGACUUCUAUGCUUCGCAGAACUCCAAACGUGCCGCCAUUCCAGAUGUACCAAAGUUCGACAGUCGCAAGGUCGUUCAUGGAGAGCAAGCCAUCACUUUCCUGAAGCCUCUGCCACCGACCAGUGAAGGUCGUGACUUUGAGAUGAGAGCGAAGGUUCUGGGUGUAUACGACAAGGGCAAGCCUGGCUCAGUAGUCGAAACCGAGAACUUGAUUGUAGACAAGGCUACUGGUGAGGUUUACAGUAGGGCUGUAGGAAUGUCAUUCUUUGUUGGUCAGGGAGGCUGGGAUGGACCCAAGGGGCCAAAGACAGUAAACUACCCUCCACCAGAAGGCAAGAAGCCUGAUGCGGAGUACAUAUAUCAGACUAACGCAGAGUCGGCACAUCUGUAUCGACUCUGUGGUGAUUACAACCCUCUGCAUGCCACUCCAGAGCCCGGCCAGCAAAUGGGCUUCGGUGGUGCUAUCCUCCACGGCUUGUUCAGUUGGAACACUACAGCCCAUGGACUCUUGAAGCUUCUUGGAAACUCAGACCCAGCCAACAUCAAGGAGUUUGCUGCGAGAUUCGCGAGUCCUGUCAAAGCCGGUGACACUCUCAUCACACAGAUCUGGCGAACGGGUAAUAUUGAUGGAGAAGGCUGGGAGGAGGUGAGGUUUGUAACCAGCGUAAAGGGCGGUAAAGUGUGCUUAAGCAAUGGCCGAGCAAAGAUGAAGAUUGCAGGACAGAAGAGCAAGCUUUAG
Molecule: messenger RNA, 939 nt
Organism: Aureobasidium namibiae CBS 147.97
Lineage: Eukaryota; Fungi; Ascomycota; Dothideomycetes; Dothideales; Saccotheciaceae
Product: Thioesterase/thiol ester dehydrase-isomerase
Exons: 5
Coding region: 1-939 (312 amino acids)
Cellular component (GO): peroxisome
Source: RefSeq, a predicted model, not a curated record